CGCGCUUUCCUCGGUUUCACCCAGGGAUGCCACUUGGAGUAAGAGGCAUGUCUCCAGAGGAUGACCUUCGAAGUCCCCCCCUUGGUUUCAGCGGUACCAGGGAGGAUUUCACUCUGAGUCGUGGCGACCUAGACAGCAGUCAUGAGCCUGUUGGUAGAACCAGGGCACGCAGCAGUCUCCAUACAGGAACCCCAGAGUGUGAGAUCAGCUGUCUCAGAGAUUUUGGCAAUAAAAAUAAUCCUUUCCUGAAAAUGCUAAUGGAUGCAGAAGCAGCUGCCAAUUCUGCAGCAAUCCAGCUAGUGUCGUUUAAAGACUCCAUCGACGAUGAGUAUGCUGAUUCAAGACAGUCUGCCAAAGAUAAACGCCAAAUUGCAAGACAGCGUGGGCUUCUGCUGGAAAAGCUAGAGGACUUUAGACGAAUUAAUAAGUCAGUGCGACAGAAACUGAAACAGCUCCAAGAGGCAGAGGCAAAUCGAAUUGAUGCAGACCAGCAGAUUGACACGCUGCUGAAGAAGAUCAUGCAGGCUGAGAGUGAAAAUGAGAAUUUAAAGAAAGAUUUGAGUGAGAGUGAACAGAAGGUCAGGGAGCUGAUAGAUCUGCGGAGAAAAGAGCAGGAGAACGUAAAGAGUGCAGUUCACAUGACCAAGUCAGCAGAGGCAACACGUGCUCACCUACAGGGACAGCUACGCAACAAGGAAGCUGAAAACAAUCGCCUUACUGUACAAUUACGGGCUCUGGAGAGACUCAUAACCGAGCAGAAGCUGGAGAUUGAUGAUCUGAAGGGGUCUAUCACCUCUCUGUCUGCGAAGGCAGCACAGGACAAAGAAUCUCUGAAGAAAGCCACCCGAGCUCAGAAACUGAGAGCGGAGAGAUUUGAAGCUGCUAUUGAGAAAUGCUACGCACAGCUGAGGGAAAAGGAUGCUCAGCUGGCCAAAGCCCAUUCAGAGAGAGACUCAAGGAGAGGACAGAAGGAGCAGACGACAGAUGAGAAAGACAAACUCGUUGCUCAUAUAGACUUAUUGAAAAGCCAAAUUGCAGACUUGACAAUGAGAGUGCAGAAGGAGAAGGACGAGCUAACUGCAGCAAAUGAAACUCUGAUGCAAAGGCUCGAAAAACUCAGCUCAGACAACGGAGAACUCGGCAUAAAUAAUGCAACACUCAAGGAAUCUGUAGCUCAGCUGGAGCAGCAGCUCGCUGAGUGCGAGUCUGCCCUCGUAGAGGAGAAGAUCGUCUCACAGGAGAAGAAGCACCAAGCUGAACAGUGUCAUUAUCAGGUUGCACAACUUCAAGCUGAGCUCCAUGAUUCAAAGAUAAAAUAUACAAGUCUUUUAAGAGAAACAGAGAAGACACGAGAUGGAAAAGAGGCAGAAGUUGAGAAGGUGAGGCAGGAGCUGCAGGGGCGCGUGGAGGAACUGAACGCUUACCCCGAGUUACUGAAUGCAGCUGAGCAGAGUCUCUUUGAGUGCCAGGAAAACCUGCAGCGCUUGGAGAGGAAGUGCUCAGAAAAGUCAGAGUCCAUUAGGCAACUGCAGGUUAAGAUGGAGAGUCAAAGCAAACUGCUGAGAUCAUCUGCAGAGAUGAGGGAGUCCAUUCAUGAGGCCAACUUACAAUUACAAGAAAAACUGAUUUCUAUCCAAAAAGAGACAGACAAACUGCAGCAAGAGAACCUGGAGCUGGUACGGAGGCUCGCAGCUCAGGAGGAAGCUCUCAGCUACAGCAACCGGCAGCUGGAUCAGCGCUCAUCAGAGUGUCAGGCCGUCAGCCGACAGCUGGAGGCAGCUUUAGCAGACGUCAGACAACAGGUCACUAAGGUGAAAGAAGAGGCUGUUUCCAGGGAAGAGGCUCUUCAAACCAAAAUCCUGGAGCUGGGAGCCGAGAAGAGCAGAAGGGAAAGCGAGCUGAGGCUUCUUCGCCAGAGCAAGCUCAACGCAGAGAAGCAGUAUGAGGUACGUCUGAAGGACCUGCAGCUUAGCCUGGACCAAUCAGAGAGCCACAAGCGAAGCAUUCAGAAUUAUGUCGAUUUCCUCAAAAACUCUUAUAAGGCCAUGUUUGAUGAAGGACUGCAAACAUCAACAUCUUAUUUUCUGAAAUGAUGGAGGUUUGCAUUUUAAAUCCUGAUUUGUUUUGCACUCUGAUAUUUAUUGGGUCUGUUUAAAAGGGCAACAUGGGGGUAACUAAACCCUGAUUUUUAAUUGGUUUGAUCAGUUUCUACUUUUACAUUCAGAUUUUUGAACUGCAUUUCCAGGAAUCAAGUAAUCUGCUGCUGUUUUUUUAAAAUACAGUAAUGUUUUCAGAUGUUUGUACAUCUUGAACUAUGAUAUUUUGGUGCUAUUCUGUCCGUAUGACAAGGAGCUUGUUGCAUAACUGUUACAUAAGAUUGGCCAAACUCUGAGUUGAGUAACACCUAAUAGUACUGUUGCAUAAAUAUUACACAUUUGAAGUGUGAAUGUAAGAUAGCAAAGACUACACUGGACUGCAGGAAACCUCUUUUCAAUUUCUAUUAUUUUAUAAAUUUUAAUAGAUUCAUUUAUAAAAAACAAAACAAAAGGACUUUCCAGCAGGGUAACACGAAAUUGCUAGAAGGACUAGCAAUCAGGUUAUUUUAGGCACAAUGCAGUAUGUACUUGAUCUGUCUUAUGCAAGUGGCUACAGCUGAACAACUUUUUUCCACAGCCUGCAACUGAACACCAACGAAAUUAUGACAGCAGUUGUUGGCCAAUGCAAGUGGUGCUUGAAAACGAAACAUUUUAUUGGUGCUUACAUCCUUUUCAGUAACCUUUGUGUCUUUAUAAUGCAUUCAAACAGUGCACGUGUGCGAUGAUAAAUUACAUGUGCAAGUAAAGCAGCAGGCACUCCACUCAAAUAAUGUUUGAUUGUAAGUCAGAUACAUGUGUGAUUAAAAUGUGAAUUUAUGAAUUGAAUGAAUUCAGAGUGAACUGAAAACAUGCAAAUGUGGUGCACAGCACAGUGCAUCACUGGUGGAAGGGUUUCCCAGCUGCCAGUAAUGGCUAUCUACACUCUGCCAUAUUAAAGACGUAGCACACUGUGUGUAGUACCUGAAAUAAAUGCCACCCUUGUGUAACACUAUGCCCUCUUCACUUAAACUUGCACAUUCAGUGUGUGAAUGUGUGUGUGAAUGGGUGGAUGACUGGAUAUGUAAAGCGCUUUGGGGUCCUUAGGGACUAGUAAAGCGCUAUAUAAAUACAGGCCAUUUACCAUUUACAUUCUGACAGGGUUGCGAUAUCUGAUAAUUGGCAAAAUUAUAAAUUAGCCCCUAAAGGCUGCCAGAAUAAUAUAAAUCCCAAUUCAAAUAUAACAUUCUUGCUAUCAAUACGCAAUAAGCAGUUUAUACAUUUAGAAACAGAUUUCUGCUCCAUCUUCUCCACGGGCUUGAUCUUAUAACGCUGAUAACUGUGGAAGCUUCCACGCCGUCAUUCCCACCGUCAGUUCAGCAGAAAGCAAAACUUUUGGAUUCACAAAAAAAAAAAAAUCUAAUUUUAAUUGCAAAUGACUUUUUGUUUGGUCACAUUUUGUCCCAGCUGUGUUUACCUGCGAUAGAAUGAAUCCAUAUUUCCAGCUGUGACUUUGCCCAUCACCCAUAAUAAAUCUUCUGCUCUGACUAGUGAAGCUGAUUCAAAAUUCAGCGUCUUUACUUUUAAUUUCCCUGUCAUCCUCCCGGUGCUGGAAACAGGCGUUUGUUUGUUUGUUGGUAGUGGACAUAGCAAAGGUGUGGUGUGCACUGGUUGUGUUUUAUAUUAGGAUUCUCAGCUGGACUGAGAAUAAUUAUGUGUGGCCAUUAGCUGUGAAGUCCAUGCCUUUAGGUUGCAAAUGUAACUGCCCACUUCUAUCUCUGUUGUUGGUUUGUCUAAUAAAAAUCUUAUAUUAAUCUGGCCUGGAGGCAAACACAAGAGCUCCGGUAUCAGUUGCAGCGUGACUUACUGAGAUUUACCGAAAAACUGAGCCAUAAAUGUACUGUGUUUAUUUCUUUUGUUCUCUCACUGUUGCUUGUGCUUCCCUGCUGUAUCUAUGGUAAUAAACUACUGUGAGUCCA
Maylandia zebra (zebra mbuna) is the source of this 4051-nucleotide messenger RNA. Lineage: Eukaryota; Metazoa; Chordata; Actinopteri; Cichliformes; Cichlidae. The record is from RefSeq and is a predicted model, not a curated record.